Molecule: messenger RNA, 4294 nt
Organism: Daphnia pulex (common water flea)
Lineage: Eukaryota; Metazoa; Arthropoda; Branchiopoda; Diplostraca; Daphniidae
Exons: 5
Coding region: 116-4012 (1298 amino acids)
Source: RefSeq, a predicted model, not a curated record
UUCGUCGUCGUGUGGUCAUAGAGAUUAGACUACGAAGUUGUAGUCUAUGGUGUGGUCGUGUUGUUUAAUGCUAUUUAGUAAAUAGAUAGAAUUCUAGAAAAAAAACAGAAGAAACAUGAAUUCUUUAUCGAAAAUUGAUAGAAAGGUCAUUGCUGAAGCUGUUUUGCCAUCACAAGAGCCUUUAAUAGAUUUUUCAGCUGGGUAUGUGAUACCUGAGAAAAUUUCUCUAACUUCUAUUAACCUGGACGAAAUUGGAAAUAUCAAUAUACCUUUAUCGCUCCUGGAUGCUGACAGAUUAAAGGCGUUUUCAGAAAGACAGAUAGGUGCCUCACAAACCCUGUUCCCUUCCUCAGGGAAACGCACUUUUGAAAUAUGUUCUGAUAAAAUAAUUUUAUCGACAUUAGAGAACAUAGACAUAAAUUCUCUAGUCAUCAAGAUGUUAGGAUUACCUGUUUCUAAAACAAUGGAUUUCAAAGCGAAGUUUGAUAAGCUGAUGCUGUUUGAGGUAGAUGGGCAGUACACUCAUACCUUUGAAUCAGGAAAAGAAUUUGGAACAUUCGGUACGGCAAUCCUUCAGUUACCUGUAAAAGGCGGCCAUGACGGUGGAAACUUCCAUGUGAAAUAUAAUGGAAGGAAAGCCAGUUACGAAGAUCAGGUUGAUUCCCAUAAGCUGUUCUCCCUGUCUGCAUUUUACAACAGCUGCGAGUGUGUCAUGAAUCCUGUUACGCGAGGCUGGAAGUUGACGCUCGUGUUCAACCUGGUGUGGACCAAUUCCAGAAUUGUGAUGCCAACCGAUUUUCUAGUGUUUCUCAACUCUCAGAAGAAAUUAGAAGCGGCUCUUAUUUCUUGGAUUCCCCAGCGAAAUGAAGAUGACUAUUCCACCGAUGUUCAACAAUGCCCAUUUCUCGAAGAAAACGUCAAAAUCCCACUAAUUACUUUGAUCAACGAGAAAAUCGUUCCAUGCUCUACAGACCAGCCACCUGUAAUUGCGUUGAAUGACUCUUCUGACAACGAUGUUUGCUAUUUGAAUAAGAAAAAAGAAGACACGGAUAUUGAAGAUUCUGAAUAUUCUGAAAAUGAAUCCGAUUCCGAACCUACUGAUUGUUGGUAUGAUGAAACGGAUUGUUAUUGCGAUCACAAAAACUCAACCAGGAUGAUGAAAUGUGAAGAAGAAGAUGUUUUGUUCUUCGUUCUUGAAGAAAAGUAUUUCGAGAAUAGUCUCAUGUUUCAUCACCUUCAAGGGAACGACCGAAUCUUGGCUGAUCUUCUCCGAUGCUGCCCUUUUAUCGACGUGCACCUAGCGCAAGCUACGUAUAUCAAACCGAUUGCGAGAAAAUCAACAGGUGGGAUGGCACCAGAAGAAAAAUCGGAUACAAAAAUAUCGCGUUGGAUUGAUUCGAACAGUGCUGUCAAAGACCUAAAAAUCGAUGAGCUGAACUGGAGCGAGAAAUGUGUUGGCCCCAUUCGAAACUUGCUGGAACCAUGUAGCAUUGAUACUGACCGGGAAAACAGACUAAAUUCAGCUGAAUGCCAGUGUAAGAAAACAUGUCGAUGUUGGAGAGAAGUCGAUAUAAUUCGCGAAAGGAUUUGCUUUCAUUCAAUACUAGUCAUAUGGCCCAAACAUCAAUCCAUCGGAAUGUGCUGCCGUUAUGGACUUGGGAUGUAUUUGAACUACUUUGAAAGCUCGUUGACUUCCACGCUUGGAUGGCAAGCACUCGCUCAACAACAGCUCGCACAAGAUUUUCGUCAAGCAGUCGAAUAUUGCUGCACCUAUCCCCAAAGAAUCUGGACCCAGUUUGCAUUCAAAAAAGGGGAGCUAACGCUGAGAUUGCUCCGUCUCUGCAUCACCUUGCGAGCACGUAAAGAAGGUCUCGAGAUAUUAAAGAUUCUUGGGUCCGAAUUCGAGACCGAAACGAAGGAUAUAACAUUGAAGUCUUAUGUGGGAAUUCAGAAUGAGCAAGUAGCCCAAGCAAUUGUCCAAUUUGUCUGCCAAAGCAAUGGUUUGGGCGAUUGCAUUGAUCUGAUAAGAAGACUGAUUACAACUCAACGCAUUAUCAAGCAAUUCGUACCGAUUAUCAAAAUGAUCCAGUACUUCCUAGAAGCCAAAUGCGUAGAAGGAGCUAUGCUGAUUGGAGAUUAUGUUGCAUCAUCGAUGGCCAACACUGACAAGAAUAGAGCUGCCGUUCUCAAACAGUCGGAUGUAGACUUAUGCAUGAAUGCAAUUGUUUCUUUGGAGGCCUACCCGGAAGCCUCCAAUCAAGAAAGACUAGCAUCGUUGGUCUCUCUCUUCUCCAAGCUUCCUUCAACCUUACAAUGCCGUUUGGUACUGGAAUUAGAUGCUCAGGGUAACUCGCGCUUCAUGGGCAUUGAAUCCUGCCAGUUUAUUUUCAUGAAAAUUUGUGAGACUUUCUCAUCCUGCAAGUUACUCGUUCCCUCUGCUGCAGACGCUCUUGGACUACUGAAAUGUUUUAUUCUACUUGAAAAUCCCAAAUGGCUCGAGUCUUUGCUUUCCAACAUGAUCCCAGAUGAAUUUGAAAGGAUUGUCUUGUUUACAAAACUACUUUCACAUAAAUCUUUAUGGAAACUUGCCAUAUCAUCGGAAUUAGGAAAGAAAUCACUGGUCUUCAUUUUAAAUCGGCACUCUGCAUUGUUAUUCAGUGAAUUGUCAUCCAGUAAAGAUAUUUCCCGUUCAACCUACCCCUUUCAAUCGUACGAAGGCACGUUGCAAUCUAGCUUGGCUGAGUACCUUCAGUUUGUGUUGCAAAUGGAAAGUAUCCCCGAACUAGCAGAUCCUGAUCGAUUAUCCUCCAUUUCGUUGCUGCUGUCUCAAAUGAAAUUUAACCAACUGCAUCACAUCCUUGAUGUCUUCCACAAAUCCAGCAGCGAACACUGGAAUACGUCCCCUUGCUAUUCCGACAUGAUGCGUGAUACCUGCAAGUCCAUGGUGUCUGCAAUGAAAUUGAAAUCCAACGUUAUGCAAGGAAGAUAUGAAGUCUCGAAAAUGGUCAGGUGCUUUCCUCAUUUUCUCGAAAAUUCAUUGUUACAAUCGCUGCUCAUGGAAGUGUGUGUAAUUGAGGCCAAUGGAUGGUGGCCCAACAUUUCCAAAUGCCAAUUUUUCACUGUUAUCAUCUCUUCAACUGAAGUUUGGGGUAAACUGGAUUCUGCCACUAAAUUGGAUAUUUUGAACAUGUGUGCUACGCUAAUCGAGUUAUGGAUAACUGAAGAAUGCAAGAGAUUGGAUGAAAACUCCUGGAUUAAGAAAACCCAAGAAGAAUUUAAAAACGAUCAAUUCUUCAGUUGCAUUCACCUUUUCUUUUUGAUUGAAGAGCAUCGGUUUGAUCCCAAACUAAAGUAUGUUGCUGGAUCCUUUCAACCGUAUUUGAAAAAAUUGCCACACUUUGUUCUACAGAGUUUAAUGCUCAAUCUUCACAACUCGAUAGUCACGAAGAAGCCCUACGUAAAGGAAUUCCCUCUUUGCCUCGAAUUGUUUACCACGGUGUGCCGACAUUUUGUCGAUCAAAAUUUUUUGUCAGCCAAGAACCCUUCAAAAGAAGAAUGUGACAUAAUUGUGAAUUGCUUGUUGUUUAUUGACGACGCUCAUUCCUGGGAAAGAUUUGCAGACGAGAAUUGUUCCCAAGCCAUCAUGACAACCACUUACUAUAAACCCUUUCAGCGGACUUUGUUUACCACCAACUUCCAAGAAGCCAUAGCGAAGUCGCAACUUGCUUCUGCUGCUUUUAUACGCGUUGCGGACCAUUGGGAGGUGGGAUGGAAACUUGUAAAGAACAAAUUUCAAAAUAGAUGUGCUGAGCAAUGGUUUCAAAAUAGAUGUGCUGAGCAAUGGUUUCAAAAAUUGACAUCGGAAUUUGAUGACGUACUGAAAUUCCGUCAAAGUCUCAGCCAGAAUCUUGCGGCGGACAAGUCUACAGGGAAAAGGCAAUUGGAGUUGGGUUCCUCGUCGACGUCGUCGGAUGAGGUCCGCAUUCUCUCCUCUAAGCGCAGUAAGCCUUAGCACUUAAUUGGUUUGAUUCGAUUUCAUGUUUCAUUUUUUAGUUACUUCUACUUUUAUUUGCUUAUAACUUUGAAUUUUGAUUUGUUGCUAUCUCUUAAGUCUUCGUAAGUUUUGAUCUGAAAGGCAACGUCUUUUGUCAACCAAGUUUUUUGUUUCCGUGUCCAACAUAUUAUUUGGAUAAUAUGCCUUAGAAAUGUCAACUCUUUGUCUUUUUCCUGUCCCGUUUCACGCUCCUUCUUCACGGUUUCUCGUUUCUUUUCAAUAGAAAAUGUUGAAUCAUUA